AUGCGCGUGCACAUCAAGCCGAGGGUCCAGAAGGACAAGUGGAGCCUGUACUGGAAGACGUCCAUGGCGACCAAGACGCUGUACCUCGACGAGUUCGAUAUCGACGUCGACCCGGAGAAGACGACGGGGAAGGAGCUCCGCGCGCUCGUCGCGGAGACGAUCGGGCACCAGCCCGAGAAGGAGCUGUGCCGGCUCGAGAGCUUCGUCGAGCCGUGGGAGCUCGCGUGCGCGCCCUUCCCGAUGCACAAAGGUCGCGAGCUCGACGACGACAAGACGCUCGCGGAGAACAAGAUCACGACCGAGGGCGCGGACGUCAUCUGCGUCCGCAAGGAGCUCAUCGCGGAGGGGUGGAAGAUCCUCCAGCAGGACGACGAGGACUCGGAUACCGAGGAGGAAGACUUUUAA
Molecule: messenger RNA, 405 nt
Organism: Micromonas pusilla CCMP1545
Lineage: Eukaryota; Viridiplantae; Chlorophyta; Mamiellophyceae; Mamiellales; Mamiellaceae
Exons: 2
Coding region: 1-405 (134 amino acids)
Source: RefSeq, a predicted model, not a curated record